UUUAACUAGGUUUUUCACGCUGAAGCCGUGGCGCAAUAGAAGAGACGUGCAAGUAGUGGAAUAAGACGCCAAAUGGACCUAAGUUCGCUCGAAAUUUGAAACUGUAUUUUUUACGGUCAAAGAAUCGAGGUUGGCACUAAAUUUUAUUACUUUUGUGCUUUUGUCUGCAUCUGUGACUACAAGCUACUGUGAAAGAACGCUUCUCUUCCAUAAGCCUAACAUGGUGAGGACAAGCACUGUUGAAUAAGAAUAGUUUGUAUAUGCCAAGAGAUUCACGUACGAAAACUCGCUUUCACUUGAACUCUGUAAGCUUUCACAGAAUGCUCAACGGCGAUGUUGUUGACGAUGACGCUAUGAGCGCCGAUAAAGCCGAAGAGUUGUUCAAAGCUAGACCUCAACCUUUCUACGGUGAAUGUUCGCAGUCUGCCCAAGAUGGUGUUUUUGAGGAUCAAGAAAUUGAGAUGGAGGUACAGUUUCGGAGUGCUCACUCGAUAGAUUUCAAAUUUUUCAUAUCGGAGCUUGCUUUGAAGUACAAUAAUAAAAGUAUUGCGGACGCCUUCAAUAUUUCUGUAAAGCAGGUGAAAGAAUGGCGGAGGCAAAAUUUGCUCUUGAAGCAGGCGUAUUAUGAGAAAAAUGUUGCUGCGAAAGUAACCAAAGACAAACCUGAUUUGAGUUUCACUGACCAAAAUAUUUCUGCUUGCUCUACCUUGACCAGUUCUGUGUAUUCUUCUUCUGUUACAGCUGUUCCACAACCAACCAUGUCAGAAGCAAUUAAUUCAAAUUCAACCCCAAAGCCCAGAAAGAAGUCAUCUUAUAGCUCUGAAUACAAACUAAAAGCUGUUGCUUAUGCCGAAGUUACAACAAACCGAGCUGCUGCUAGGGAAUUCAAUGUACAUGAGAAAAGGAUUAGGGAAUGGAGGAAAAAUAAGGAAGUACUGAUGAAUUCACCAAAAGAUUGCAGAAGACUGAAAGGUGCAGGAAGAAAGCCCUUUGUGAACCAGCAGCUAGAAGAAAAAUUGUAUAAUUGGUUGAUUGUCACAGCAAAAGAGAGAACCUCAAUCUCAAAGACUGAUCUAAAGCAAAAGGCAAUAGAAAUUAAUCUAACACAAUCCCUUAAUACAAAAUUUACAGCAAAUGAUUCUUGGGUUGAUGGCUUUUUGAGAAGACACAAUUUGAACUUAAAAAUGAAUGAAUGUUCAUCCAGCAGCUCUGAUAACAAAAGCUGUCAAUCAAAUAUCUCAGAAACAUAUCCAUUACCAACUAUGAUAAGAAAUGAACAAGACCCAUUCGAUUCUGUGGAAACAAGAUACAGCCUGGUCAGUUGCCCUGAAGCCCAGCAGGAAGAAAACACAAAUGAUGACUCCUCACGAUCCAUUCCAUAUUCAAAACUGCAGUAAUUGAACAAUUGAACAAAAGUGAUGCAAAUUGUAUAUGUGUUGAGGAAAUGUGGCACAUUUGAGAAUAGAGACAAAUGUUGAACAGCAACUUAAAAUGGAACACUAAUCAACCUACUUGGUAAAACUUUGGUGUAAACAAACAUUUGACAAAGAACAUUAAAAAACAAUUGUGGGAAGUAUAGUGCAACUGGGAUUUUUGCUUUGUACUUUUGAAAUAAAAGUUUUUGUUUUUAGAAAAUAAUUGUUAGCCCAAGCCAUCUGCUGGUUUGGCAGCUUGCUUCUUUGUACAUGGGUCUGAAUUAUCUACAAAUGCCAUUAAAUUUAUGUACAGUAGAGAUCUGCAAAUAAGAACCUGGUUUUUCAUGAAAUUAGGCAGAAAUACAAUUUUUGGAGCCCUGUAAAAUCAGCAAAAGGCUCAAACUGGAAAAGGCUCCUAGAUAAUGAAACAUCUAUACAGGCUGUCUGUUCAUGAAGUACCAGCUGCAGUUGUUGAAUAAGUAAAAGGUGUCUAAAUUCUUUGAAGAUUCUAACUCCCCUUUGCCCAUAUUGCAUAUUAUAGGUGAUCCAUAAACACUACAUUGUGAUUCAGUCAAAAAUUAAUAGAUGAUGUUAUACUUGCCUGCCCAUUUAUAAUUUUUGUUGUAAUAUCUGCUUUAUGUUGAUUUUAUGGAAAAAAGUUCCUUUGUAUAUAAGAAGUUUUUUGAAUUUCAAAAGACUCCCCCCCCCCCCCAGUAAGUUCCCCUCGUACAGAAACCUUUAAGAACCCUUCAGAAAUAAAUUUAUCAUUGACAUUUGCAAAAUAAAAGCUUUUUAGGCUGCCUAUGAAAAAGUUAGGUUCUCUUAUGCAGGGUCUAGUGUAAGUAUAUACGCUUUUGAUAACCAUGCAUUGUAAAUAAUAAGAUUUAAACUUUCUUAGCAAAUCAGCGUGACCAACAGAAAUUUUCAGACUUGUGUGAGAAUUAUGGUUUUUUUUCAUAAUAAAUCUCCAUGUUGUAGACUUUUCUUUGCUUGUUUGAUAUCUCUCUACAUACAACAUGAAGGAGUCAUGCUAGGGGUUUGUAAGGGUUUGUUUAUGCCAUUGUUUUACUAAUUGCAGUUAUCAACCAAUUAUGCUCUACUGCAUUUUGCUAAAUUUUGAAUUGUAAUUUAUCAAUCGGUCAGCUACAUUGACAAUAUCAUCAAUUUUGUACUUGUGUCAGUUUUCUACAUUUUAGAUUGUUCGUUAUGCGAGAUAUUUCAUUCAUGUUUACUUCAUCCAAAUCCCUCAAUGUAAUAAUUAGGAAGAAAUUUGUAUAUUUGUAUAUUCAGCAGCAAUAGAAAGAAAUGUGAUAACAAUUUUCAUGUUUCCCAUUAAUUUCCUUUUACUACUAACAAUAGGUUUGGUUAAUAGAUUCUAUGUUCUGCAUGAAGGGUGCCAGAGUGUUCUAUAUUCCCUGCAUAUCAAAAUACAGGGCAGGGCAUAGGCCUGUUGAUUGGUUUCAAAUAAGCUACAUUGUACAAUUCUUUUGUCCAAUAAGCUUUUAGUCGAGUGUCAUGAAUCAUACUUCUUAAGGAUUUUUCUGGACUUCUCCUCGAAAGCAUUGUUAAGCAACAUAUUUUGUAUAAACAGAUUUCUUAACUUAUUCAUAAAAACAGAAUAAAUCGUCUUAAAAAUUUUUACUCUCAAAUUACAACACUUUGAUAGAAAAGAGAUAGACAACCACGUUAUAUUUCCGACAAAAUCAGAAGUUUUCAAGACAUAUCAUUAAUACUUUGAAAGGGGGGUUUUCACCCCUCUGAGCCCCUUAUGCAUUGCAUAUGCAACAAGCAAAUUAGGAUAGCCAUGGAGAUUGUUCUAAUGAAAUCAUUUUCGAAAAGGAACUUUUCGCCAUACCAAGCUAAAUGUGAGAGAAUCAUUUCUUGAUUUGCACCUGCUGCCUUACUUAAUCAUUAAUUCAGCAUCUGCUUUGCAGUUGCUUGCAAUUGUGUGAACACUGGAAACUCUGUACUGCUUCCAAAUUGUUUGAAAAACGGGUCACAUCAGUGCCGUCGGAACGAAAUUCAUAUUGGGGGGCUGCCCAUUGUUUUCCUUCUCAUUCAGUACACUGUGGUAAAGGAAACAUACUACAGUUUGACAAUUAUUGGGGGGGCUCCAGCCCCCCCCCCACCGGUUCCGACAGGCCUGCACAUGAUGGGAACAACAAAAUUAAAUUAAAGAAAGCUCAAAUUAUUACACCAACUACAUUGGCAUUAUAGGAAAUGUCUAAGAAAUGUCAACCCCAUUAGCUUGUUACUUUUCGUCAUUCUCUACCAUUUUGUACCUUCUUUCUGUACCAUUAAAGUAUACAUUACCGUUACCCAUAAGACGAAGAAGCAUAUACAUUUAUCACGUCCAGCGCGAUUCAUAUCCCUGUGAGCCAGCCACGUAGCUGCAGGGGGCAUGUGUGUGGGGGGGGGGCUGUGCCCC
This is a messenger RNA of Rhopilema esculentum, 3843 nucleotides long. The record is from RefSeq and is a predicted model, not a curated record. NCBI's taxonomy places the organism in Eukaryota, Metazoa, Cnidaria, Scyphozoa, Rhizostomeae, Rhizostomatidae.